AAUGCUUUUAAAAGAUCCUAAAAUGAGACCUAAUGCAACAGAUUGUUUAAAUCAUGAAUUUUUCACUUAAUCUGAAAAACCUUCAAAUGCACAUAAAAAAAUGUUUUUUGCCCAUACAAGAGCAGCAACUUUAACAGUUGAUUUUUCUUCUCCUGAAGAAAAGGUAGAUUAUAAAGGGUCAUUUGUAACUAAUGAUAUUGUUCCAUAAUUACCUUAAAUGCCUAAAAUGGUAAUGAAAUUUAAUACAACUGAAUUUGAAUAAUAUGAUUGA
Molecule: messenger RNA, 271 nt
Organism: Paramecium sonneborni
Lineage: Eukaryota; Ciliophora; Oligohymenophorea; Peniculida; Parameciidae
Source: the annotation of a GenBank genome assembly